AUUAGACAACAUAAAACAAAGGCAAUCUCAAAACAUCAAUCAAGAAUACAUAAUAUCGGACUCUUUCCCGUGUAAAAGGCAGCUCUUUCAUCUUAUGGUUCCAAAGCUUACAAUAUUACGUCUGUCAGUAACAAAGACUUGUUUCAAAGGGAAAAAAUAUCCCUAUAAACUAAGGUAUAUGUAUGGAGAAAGAGUACAUUUAACCGUACCAGUUCUGUAAUAUAUUUGUAGUAGUAGGAACUCCGCGUUAAAUGUUACUCGUCCUGCUUGUAUAGAGCUCUGGGAUCCUUUAUCACGAAGCGAUAUUUGUUGGUUACCUAGAUAACUUGUCGGAUUGAAGGUACCCUAGCCGAGGCUACCUUAAAUCCGACAACCCAAAAAUCGAUCUUCGCCAUCCAGGCCCAAGCAGGAUAAACGCUGGCUUCCCUUUAUCGUUUAUCUUACGUCAGCUAUACUGAAGAGAAACCAGGUAGAUGCAUUUACAGCACGAAGGCCACAGGGGGCGCUCGAUCCCGUUGUAAGGAGAUGCAAUGAACAUAUUUCUGAUCAGCCAGUAGCACUGGCUACUCUGCCGCCUCCUUCAUGUUAAGGAGUACUAUUUAUUUUACUAUUUAUUUUUCUGUGCUGUUAGUAUCAAGGAAAACCACUGCGUAAGCAGUUCUGGUGCAAAAUGGGUAUAACCCUAAUUUGAUAUUUAUUCAUGAUUUAACUGUUUUAAAAAUAAGGAGUGAGUGGUGCAUCCCUGUGUGUGGGACGUGGGACUGGCAUCCUGUCAAGGAUGUACCUGUGCUGACCGAGUUAUGCUGCAGGUGACCCUGACCCAGGAUAAGCGUUUGGGGGGGAAAAAAAAACAAGCAUUUAGAAGGGAUGUGUGAGAGUAUACGAAAGUAUAUAUGAAAGUCUAUUAAAAAUGCACAAAUGCAAAAAAAAAAAUUCUGAAAUGCCAUAAAAUUCUCCAUUAAACUGUAAUUUUAUUUUGGAGUGGUGUUAUACGCCCAUUUCGUUAUAUGCAGUUUUUACGCAAACAGAGAAACUGUUAAGUGUCGUUCAGUGUCAUCGAAUGAACGUCUGAAGUCCGCGGCGCAGCACUGCGCCUCCUCUGCGACACGCGGCCGCGUUUGAGCCGCAGAAAACGUUCCGGCGUCCGUAUCAAAACACGCUUCAUACAAGCUUAACGCGAUGUAAAAAUGUAUUAUCCUAAAGGACAUAAAAAAUACAUUAACAUAACCUGUAAAAUAAUCACCGAUUUGAAGAAUGGGGAAAACAUGCACUUAUGACACAAUACCGCAAUUUCGGUUCGUUGUCUCAAACAUCUUUCAUGAAAUCGGGAUGACGGAGAAGGGCUCCAAAACAUCUACGGCCAAUCCCCACUCCUAUAGGCGCAAAUGAGCCCAAAAGGGGGAAAUAUGCUAAAUUCCGUGUUGUUGGUUAAAAUGUCUUUUUGAGAAGCCCAGCCUUCUCGGGUUUCGCCUACGUCAUCGUGCGCCCCUAUCCCCGCCCACUUUUUUUAAGUAACAAGCGAUGAAUGGUGAAAGGUGCCAUGCAGCUACGAUACAGUGGCCAGCCUUGGGAUGGGGGCAUGACAGGCUUGUGAUACAGCACAGUCACCUAGGAAGCAGCAUGUCCGCAUCCACCUGGUAGCGAUGCUCAAACCUUGCGCCUCAGUCCCCCUUCAGCCCGGUGGCCGAAGAAGCUGAUCAAUGUGACAUUACUUUCUAUGGUGUGCGCUCGGCUUAUUGUUCUGGUCCCAGACGCAGACCCAGCAAUCGUGUGAGAAGAUGUUGAGUCGUCUGAUGAGCGGCAGCAUCAGGAACCUGGAAAGAGAAUGCAAUUGUACCGUGAGGCUUCUGGACGAUACGGAAUAUACCUGCACGAUCCAGCGAGAUGCUAAAGGCCAGUACCUGUUUGACCUCAUCUGUCACCACCUGAACCUCCUGGAAAAGGACUACUUCGGCAUCAGAUAUGUGGACCCUGACAAGCAGAGGCACUGGUUGGAGUUCACCAAAUCCAUCGCCAAACAAAUGAAGUCCCAGCCCCCGUUCACCAUGUGUUUGCGUGUCAAGUUCUACCCACCGGAUCCUGCUGCCCUGAAAGAGGAAAUCACAAGGUAUCUCGUCUUCCUGCAGAUCAAGAGGGAUCUGUACCAUGGCCGCCUUUUGUGCAAGACGUCAGACGCCGCCAUGCUGGCCGCGUACAUUCUGCAAGCUGAGAUCGGAGACUAUGACCCCGGGAAGCACCCGGAAGGAUACAGCUCCAAGUUCCAGUUCUUCCCCAAGCACUCGGAGAAGCUGGAGCGGCGAAUUGCCGAAAUCCACAAAACGGAGUUGAUAGGGCAGACGCCUGAGACAUCAGAGCGGAAUUUCUUGCAGAAGGCGCAGAUGCUAGAGACCUAUGGAGUGGAUCCUCACCCAUGCAAGGUCAGCGCACAGGAUGUGUCUGGAAACCCCGCCUUCUUGGCCUUCACCCCUUUUGGGUUUGUGGUGCUUCAGGGGAACAAGAGAGUGCAUUUCCUCAAGUGGAACGAGGUGACCAAACUAAAGUUUGAAGGAAAGACAUUCCAUAUAUAUGCAAAUCAGAAGGAGGCAGAAUCACCCCUCACCCGGCUCUCCUGUGGGCAGGAUAAAAAGAUCAUCUUGACCUACUUUGCUCCCACGCCGGAGGCCUGCAAGCACUUGUGGAAGUGCGGUGUGGAGAAUCAAGCCUUCUACAAGUUGGAGAAGUCAAGCCAAGUGCGGACCGUCUCCAGCAGUAACCUUUUCUUUAAGGGGAGUCGAUUCCGAUACAGUGGGCGGGUUGCAAAAGAGGUGAUGGAGCAGAGUGCCAAGAUCAAGCGGGACCCUCCGGAGAUCCACAGAGCCGGCCUGGUGCCCAGUCGCAGCUGUCCGUCCAUCACCCAUGGGCCGCGGCUCAGCAGCGUGCCCAGAACACGCCGGAGAGCCGUGCACAUCUCCAUCAUGGAGGGUCUGGAGUCGCUGCGGGAUAGUGCCCACUCCACGCCGGUGCGCUCGGUGUCACACGGCGACUCCUUUGUGCCGCGGAUGCGCGGGAUGGCAAUGGACGGUGCCGACGGGUCGGCGGUCAUCGCCGACGACUCCUACAGCCCCUCCGAUAGCGUGCAGCCCACACCGACUGCGGAACACGGCCUGGAACUGGCCCCAUCACGCCAGAUCAACGGCGCCCCCUGCAGCAUCGAGGAGGAGAAGGAGUCAGAGGCAGGCACCCCCUCUGUGGGGGACAUGUCUGAGCUCGGGCCAGAUGGUAGAGUUCUAAACCCCUGGGCGCGCAAGGCUUCCUCCAAGGGCGAGACGGAACAGGUGAAUAAGUUUGUUUUAAGUGUCCUCCGCCUGCUCCUCGUGACCGUUGGACUCCUUUUUGUCUUGCUCCUCCUCCUCAUCAUCCUCACUGAGUCCGACCUCGACGUGGCGUUUCUGCGCGAUAUCCGGCAGACGCCCGAGUUCGAGCAGUUCCAUUACGAAUACUUUUGUCCCCUCAGACGAUGGUUUGCCUGCAAGCUCCGCUGGCUGGGCGGGCCGCUCGUUAAGUGAGCGCGAGGGAGGGGGACGUGCAGGCCCUCCCCCCCCCCAGCCUGGCCCACGAGGGGACUUUGGGAAGACGGUAUGUCAAGCGAGCAAAGGAGAGCAGCCUCAUUCUGGCACUGAACCCAGCAUCUCUCAUGAAACACCUACAGACUCUCGCCAUGGAUCCUCUCAAAAGACUCUGCACUUCCUGCUAUUUGCUUCCUAUUUAUUUCGGGCUUCUUUUUUUAAUUUUUAUCUUUUGACUUUUUUUAUAUAAUGCCAGAGAACUUUUUUUUUUUAUUUUCCUCUCCGGAAUUUCAGGUCAUUUCAGAUUUCAGGUAUUUUAUUUUUACAAAAAAUUGGGCAGGGGAGGGGGAGAAGCGACGUGAAAGAAUGGGUAUGCCUCACAUCGUCACACCGGCGAAAAAGGAGCGAGGCUUCUGCUGCGAACCAGCGGGGAAAAUGCCGUCAUUUUCCAUUAAGAAUCAUUGUAAUGUUGGCAUCAGAAAGAGAAUGAAUAUGUGACAGAAUCACCCUGAACUUGCCAAAUAUGAAACGAAAUGGUUCUUUAAUAAGUUCUAAGUUGUGAUACCGACAUCUAUGCCAGUUCUUUAAACACUAUAAUAUUUGCUUUCUUUAUGGUGGGGGGCUGUGGUACAGUAGGUGAGUGUAAACAAAGUGAGACUUAAGUGAACCUGUUUGAAAAGGUUGACUAAGCUGCAAGUAAGGUGAAGGUUUUUUUUUUAUCUGUUCAACAAAUCGUUAGUGGCAAGGAAGGUUGUUGCUAUCAUGGCAAAGGUAUUCAGUUCUGUAGAAAAUUCAGUUAGGUGUGAGCGUUAGUGAGCUCUGUUGCAGAGUUCUGUUUCUUAAUAAUUUAGUUUCUCAAAAAGUUAAAUAAAAUAGACAUCAUUGUGUUGUGUGACCUAGCAAUGUAAGUAAUUGAUUAGGGACGUGAUUAUGGUCGACCUCUUGAAAAAUCUCACUAGCUCCCAUAGGUCAAGCUAGAUGUGCUGUUUACUUUAUGAACAGUGUUAUUAUCUCAAGCUGAGAAUUUAAAACAAUUUUCACGUGUGCAUUUUUGCUGUAUUUUCAGUAAUUCUGUUCCAGUUUAUUUUAUUCCAAGUUCCAAGCUUUCGAGUAUUUUUUUUUUUAAUCACGCAAAAACAGUUAUUUGGGAGUUUAGUUCCGUAUCAGCUACGAUGUUUCUAAUUAUAGAAAGCACUAAAAUAUAGUAUGAAAAUAAUAACGCUGUACUUUUGUACCAAGUAGUUUGUUUCCUAAUAUAUUAACAGUUUUUCCAUGUAUAUUUUAAGAGAACCAAAAUGUUAUUUUGUUAUUAAAAAUUAAAUUAUACGUUUUUUAAGUCUGGAUUAGGUGAGGUGAAGCGUCUGUGGGAUAAAUGGCAGGGAAGACAGCUAAAACAGGGAUGGAUCCAGUCACGCUCCCCGAGACAUGGUUUCAAUGGUUUAGCAUGGUUUGUGUUUCCAUGCUACUCGACUUUCCUCCAUUCAUGUUGUGCUGUAAGUUGAUGGUGUUCUGUUCACGCGAACAGCGUAUCCCUUGUACGGUGAAUAAGGUCUUAAGGCUUGAGGAAGGACAUUGUGAUCAGUGUAGAUGAGUUCUGGCCCAACAGAGCUGAAGUGUCUGUCCGCCCAAAGGCAAUAAUUAUGCUGUUACACCCUGUGUAUUCUGGAUACAACCCUGUUUUAAUUUUAUAUUCCCUCCCCCAAGCACUGAUGUGUUUACCAGUUUGUGUGUGUCUGUGUGUGAGAGAGUGUGCAAAAAAAAAAACCAUGAUGAUGAAUGGUUCAUGAAGGAGUAACUGGAUGGUUUAUUUAAAAAAUAAAAUUAAUAUUUAAAUCAAGGUAAAUGUGCUAAAUACAGCCCCCCCCCCACCCCCGAAGAAGCUGACAGGACAUGAAAAGAUAAGGUUCUGUGUGCAUUGCCUGCUUGUAAUUCCCAUUAUGUACUGGGCUCCGCAAGAUGUCUGUGUACGAGUAGCGGUUUGCUAUUUGCAGUGACUGGAGUCUUCAGAGAGACCACCCAUUCACCAAGUCACUGUGAAAUACCGGUCUGGCAAACACUAUGCUUGGGAAAUUUGCUGGGAAUUGCUAAAUCUCUCAUGUUUAAUGCUGGUGCUGCGAGCAGAAAAUGCACACUAUCAGCCAGAAUCAAAAUCGGAAUCUCGACAAAGCAUGUGGAUUUGUUUGACACUCACGCAUGCAAGCUAGAAGCUCAGAGAAACCAAAAAUGAACAGCAGACUAUUUUUCAUGUAAACAUGAAUCUUUUUAUUUUUUGGUUAACUUGAAGGUAGUUUACCCUACAAAUAUAUUUUACGAGCACAUAAUUGUACAGACGGUUUUAAUAUUUUCUUUCUAAAAAGGAUGUCAGAUUUUUUUUUGUUGAUAAAAAAGCAGGCGAUUAAUAUGUCACUCUACUUGGUCUAAAGGGAUUUAAAAGGGGGAAGUGUUGUUAAUGAUCUUAUGAUGAUCGACAUUUUUACUGCUUUAAUAGCAUUAUGUAGCUAAAUCAGUCUUUCCAUGCGUGAAACAAACAGCAGCAUUAUUCAAUGAGCAAUAAUGGUUAAAAUAAAAAAAAUAUCAUAACAAUAAAAAUGUGACACGCGAUCUCAUAGGUCACUGGAUAUGGCUUCUGCAGUGACAGCUGCGGAUUGUAGGUCAUGGAUGCUUCUCUGUCAUUAGAGGUCGUCCUGUCAUUUCAUUUGUAAAUGGGUGAACCUCAAUAUAGCUGCUUAAAUUAAUUUUAUUUAAUGAUUUAUUUUGAUGUGUUUUUAUUUUCAUUGCUUGGCAUUUGUCUGGCGUUUUUAAAAAAAUAAUUUUUGCAUCGUUUCACAAAAGAGACGACACAGUUACAGACAUUUCACCAUAACCCAGACACUCGUUUGCAAUAAAUGGACCCUGACAUUAAUUUAUUCAGUUCACAAAGGAAAGUGAUAGUUACACUGUUACUUUGAAUAGUGUUUGAUCAUCCUUGAUAGUCGUGACCCUAAUAAUACCUGCUGUUUGUUAAACGAUUCUCAGUUUCUCUUGACACACCGUAAGUAGAGCACAAUGCGUAACCCCCCCCCCCCCGGCACGUGUGUACGUGCUUGCCUGUGUUUGCCUGAUGCUUUUUCUGCCUGAAUUUCAAUCUGAUUACCUUGGUUGCUGGGUGACCAGUGAGGGCUGUGGACAGUAAGCUGACUAGGUUCUGUUGACAGGUGGAUCAUUCCUUUCAACCAACUUGUUUCUGCAGCAGGUUAAGGAUAUAGACAUAUCACUGAAGGAGGAGCUUAACCUGACGUGGAGCAGGAAAAUGUUCUGUUGUAUAAAUGGUUAAUAAAUGUUGAUAUUGGAAGUUUGAUGUAUAUCAUUCAGAUGGCCAAUAGUCAAGGGUUCACUGUUCGACAGAAAUUGAUGUCUCAACUGUUAGCAUUCACCAAGAAAGCAUUACAGUGAUAUGUUGUUGAUGUAUUGAUGAUGUUAAUUAGGGUGCAGUUGUGGACACUGAGGAAUAUAUUGUCUCCUUAUACACAAAGAUAUUUAACGUGACGAGCAGGUACUGACCUAGGACAGAAACACCCAUACCUACGCACCAGAACCAGUAGCAGAAAUAACAGUGGUGGAUUCCAUUUGCCGUCAGUUCAAGAAGUGAGAUGGAUGGCUGAUUACUUCAGCAUGAUGAUCAAUGAUUAAAAAAUUGAUAAGGAUGAGCACAUAUCCAAGAAAGGCUAUGACAAAUGCCAGCAUUCAUUACGCAGCUCUGCGUUCUGGUUGCGGGGUGGUUGGAUCACAGUGUGUCACAGCCCCUCUGACCUCUAGGUGGAGCCCUAAUGUAGAAGAAAUAUGAUACGUGCACAGUGAUCCAAGUGGAAUCCUCCUUUAGAGGAGCUUCAAGUUGUCCUGCUGUUUUGUUUUUUGUUUUGUUUUUUUUUUCCCAGCCAGUGAAUGCUUAAAGAUUCAGUGAAGGCCCGGCCAGGCUGACCCUUGUGAAGAAUAGUGCUUUUAUCAUAUCAGCAUCUGCAAAGCAUACGGCACACUCGCGCUCACACACAUAAGCCGUCAAGUGUCAGCUGACGUGGCCGGGCUAUUCCUGUCAUCGACAAAACUUCAUCUUUUUAACGUGGGAUUGGAGAUUGCUGUUCAUGUACUUAAUGUAUAAAUAUAUACAUACAUAUAUAUAUAUACAAACUUGUGUGCCAAAUCCAGCUCCUGGUCAGUCCUAUUCAUUCCAAACCAUCUUUGUAUGGUAGGAAACCUUCCAUCCAUAUGAAACAGUAUGAGAUAUUGUUUCCUUCUGAUAGUCCCUUGUAACCGGUGCCAUAAGAAUAUAAAAAC
Messenger RNA from Paramormyrops kingsleyae, 7856 nucleotides. It is a transcript of the gene frmd5a, whose product is annotated as FERM domain containing 5a. Lineage: Eukaryota; Metazoa; Chordata; Actinopteri; Osteoglossiformes; Mormyridae. Gene Ontology annotation, cellular component: cytoskeleton. Gene Ontology annotation, molecular function: cytoskeletal protein binding. The record is from RefSeq and is a predicted model, not a curated record. Gene Ontology annotation, biological process: actomyosin structure organization.